AUGUGAUGUUUGUUUUGACAGAGGACUCAGAGAAGCAUUACUUUGAGGGUUUACCGGUGUAUUUAUAUUGACCUAUCUGAUAAAACGUACUUAGUUUAAGCCUUUCCUUCUCCUUUAAGUAACCUGUGCUUUGGUUUCAGGGUGUCGGGGUAUACGGCAGUGUAUAACACAGAGUCUGUGCGGUUUUAUCUCCCAACGGCAGACAUGGUGGAGAAAGAGGGAAUGGGCAAAGGCUGCUAUUGGACCUCGCAGAGGAUUCUGGGAGUGACGCUCUGUGUUAUAAUCUCAUUGGCUGGAAUUGGGGUCAUAGCUUGGGCUGUAGUGACGUAUGUUUUGAAGAACGAAAACCAAAACUUAUACGCAGUCCAGGUAAACCUUCCGGACCACCGCUUGUCCGUGUACGAUGAGAAGGAAAAGGUGUGGCGUCUGGUCUGCUCAUCUUUCUCUAACCCAGAGGUGGCGACAUUGAGCUGCAAAGAAAUGGGCUUUAUUAGGUCUGAAAAAGUACUUCAACUGCUCGUCUAGAAUUGUUGUUCUAAAUCAGCAGCAUUCCUAGAGGGGAGCGGGCCCUGGUGCGUGACGCGCAAUCGGGCCCCGCCACCCUCCGUACGGGGCGGUUCCGGGGUGAAUUAGUGGCGUGUGGUGCUGCCGGGGGCCCUGAGGGGGUGUGGGCCCUGGCCGCUCGCACCCCCUGCUCCCCCGGUAGUUCCGCCACUGCUCUAAAUGUGACAUCACUUUUUUUAUUUCAACUUCAGCUACUUUUGAUAGAACAGAGUAACAACA
This is a messenger RNA of Xenopus laevis (African clawed frog), 783 nucleotides long. Its product is annotated as serine protease hepsin-like. The transcript has 4 exons. The record is from RefSeq and is a predicted model, not a curated record. The coding region runs from base 205 to 525 and encodes 106 amino acids. Lineage: Eukaryota; Metazoa; Chordata; Amphibia; Anura; Pipidae.